GAGACGAGGAAGUCCCGGAAGGGGAAGAAGCCACAGCGCCAGGAGCACGGGACACGCAGGGCCGGCUGGUGCCCUACACCGGCUUCCCCGAGCAAAAGCCCGUCGUGCUCCCCAGGGAAGUGAUCAUGGUUCGGUGCUCACCGAGGGACGGGGCUGGGAAUAGGAAACAUGAGGUUCUAGGGAUAAGGGUGGGACGGUUGGGGAUAUCCAGCUCCUGGGCCGCAUGCACAACGCUCACCUGCCUCCCGGGGCUCGUUCGCUCCCGGCUUCUCCGCCGCCACCGGCUUCGCACCUCGCGCCUCUCGCGAGAAGAGGAGGCUGCCGGAGCGCGGGCAGGGCGGAAGUGCCCUCACCGAGCUCCUGGGGCUGUAUGCCGCGUGACAGUCGGCAGCGUGCCCGCUUCCAAGAUGGCGGCGGCGGCGGCGGCGAUCUCCGGCGCGCUCGGACGGGCGGGCUGGAGGCUCCUGCAGCUACGGUGCCUGCCGGUGUCCCGUUGCCAAUCAGCCGUGGUGUCACGUGCCUUCCAUGCUUCAGCCAUGCAGCUAAAGACUACAGAUGAGCAGAAACAACAACCUCCUCCAUCUUUUUCGCAGCAACAUUCUGAGACACACGAGGCAGAAGAACCCAAUCCAGAAUCUUCUCGUUCCCCUCCCAGGUACACAGAUCAGGGCGGUGAGGAGGAGGAGGACCAUGAGAGCGAGGAGCAGUUGCAGCACCGCAUCCUGACGGCAGCCCUGGACUUCGUACCUGCACACGGGUGGACAGCAGAGGCCAUCGCAGAAGGAGCCCAGUCCCUAGGUCUGUCCAGUGCGGCAGCCAGCAUGUUUGGGAAUGACGGCAGUGAGCUGAUCCUGCAUUUUGUGACCCAGUGCAAUGCUAAGCUCGCUCGUGUGCUGGAAGAGGAGCAGAAGCUGGUACAGCUGGGCCAGGCAGAGAAGAGGAAGACAGACCAGUUCCUGAGGGACGCAGUGGAAACCAGACUGAGAAUGCUGAUCCCGUACAUUGAGCACUGGCCCCGGGCCCUCAGCAUCCUCAUGCUUCCUCACAACAUCCCGUCCAGCCUCAGCCUGCUCACCAGUAUGGUGGAUGACAUGUGGCACUACGCUGGGGACCAGUCCACUGACUUUAACUGGUAUACCCGGCGAGCUGUGCUGGCUGGCAUCUAUAACACGACAGAGCUGGUGAUGAUGCAGGACUCCUCCCCAGACUUUGAGGACACUUGGCGCUUCUUGGAUAACCGGAUUAAUGACGCAAUGAACAUGGGCCACACCGCCAAGCAGGUAAAGUCCACUGGAGAGGCACUGGUGCAGGGACUCAUGGGUGCAGCAGUGACGCUCAAGAACUUGACAGGUCUAAACCAGCGCCGGUGAGCAUCACGGGGUGUGAGCUAGAGUGCCCAGAA
This is a messenger RNA of Mustela erminea (ermine), 1402 nucleotides long. It is a transcript of the gene COQ9, whose product is annotated as coenzyme Q9. The record is from RefSeq and is a predicted model, not a curated record. The transcript has 9 exons. Gene Ontology annotation, biological process: ubiquinone biosynthetic process. Gene Ontology annotation, cellular component: mitochondrial inner membrane. The coding region runs from base 126 to 1370 and encodes 414 amino acids. Lineage: Eukaryota; Metazoa; Chordata; Mammalia; Carnivora; Mustelidae. Gene Ontology annotation, molecular function: lipid binding.